Molecule: messenger RNA, 906 nt
Organism: Phytomonas sp. EM1
Lineage: Eukaryota; Euglenozoa; Kinetoplastea; Trypanosomatida; Trypanosomatidae
Source: the annotation of a GenBank genome assembly
GCUGUUAUUUAUUCAAUUUUCCUUUACCCUAUAACCCAAAGGCUGGUUCACUGUAUUAUCAUUACGCGCAGGAAUAGCUAUGGAUUUGGAUCCCCAAAUUGUACCUGUGAUCAACGCGAUGCAGGAAAAAAUAGAAACGAUCAAAACCAACCUCCUGCCAAAGCUCGACGCGUUAGACGAGGACUUGGUUGUUUCUCAUUAUUCCUUGGAAGAGCAGGCUCGUUUGUUUUUAGCCGCGGCCUUCGCGACUUCGUUAUCGAUGUAUUCGCUGGAUAAACUUCAAAAUCGCGCGCACCCACACGAUGCCGCCCACGCGAAACGAGUCGGGGAGACCUCGGAGCUGAACCCCGGCGUGGACUUGCAGCUCGCCUUGAAAAUCGAGCGCAUCACGGAUUACAUCAAAAAACUCCGCGAGAUCACCGAUCUGGCGAAUGAACGGCGCCUGCAGCAGCAACCCAGCGAACGCGCGGGGGAAUCCGCGUCGGCGAAGGUAGGGGAGAAGCGUCCGCGUGAGGAAUCUGCCGCCAAGGAGGGGGAAUCUCGCGACGGGAAGGAAGCGGGAUCCCCCGCGGGGGGGGAUUUUGGCGACGAGGCGAUGUUUCGCGUUGUUUCCCGCGUUCCCGGCGAGGUAGGGCGGUUGGUAAGUCGUCUUCUCACCCACACGACGACGACGAAUACGUCGUAAUCGCCACCCCAGACGUUUGCAUCGAUCGAUUGAUAAAUUUAUAGAUACUAUUUAUUGAUUGCUUGAUACGCGAGUGGAGGGAUACCAAACGGAAUUCUUCAAAAGAAUUGUCCGCAAUUGAUGUCCAUUUAAUAUGAGUCUUAAUAUUUGGUGGACAAAACUUCCGGUUUCUUUUUGGAUGGUUACACCGUAACAUUAAGCGUUUAAUGAAACAUAAAAAA